AUUUCCGCAUCGCCAUGUUGGUUUGGUUACAACAGGAAGAAUUAGCAAGCUAGCAAAGCGUUUUAUGGUCGAGAGGCACUGAUAUGAAGGAAAAGACCCGCUGACCUCUGUGAAACGGAUCUUUACGAGUACGUGAGCUCAGCCUGUGGUCAUCUCCUGUCACCCGGUCUCAGAUCAGCUGGAUUGACGGCUGGCGUCCUCCCUCUCUGCCACAGUUGAAGCUUUGAGGUGACGUCCCGGGACCAUGUUGGCUCGUCUCUUCAGGCUCCACGGCCUGCUGGUGGCCUCCCACCCGUGGGAGGUGAUAGUGGGCACCCUGGCUCUCACUGUCUGCCUGGUGUCUAUGAACUCCCUGGCAGCCAGCAGCCAGAUGUGCUCGUGGAACGAGUGCCCCAAAGUCGAAGAGAAAAUCCAAAGCAGCGACAUAACCGUCCUGACUAUCACUCGCUGCAUGGCCAUAGUCUACAUCUAUUUCCAGUUCAAGAAUCUCAGACAACUUGGAUCCAAAUAUAUUCUCGGUAUUACAGGUUUAUUUGCAGGUUUUUCCAGCUUUGUUUUCAGUACAGUGGUCAUCCACUUCUUUGGGAGAGAGCUGACAGGCCUCAAGUGUCACUUCUGGCUUUCCAAUGGCUGCAGUGAAAUAAUACACUGUCCUUUUGACUACGUGUCCUCCAGUGAAGCCCUGCCUUUCUUCCUUCUGCUCAUCGACCUGUCCAAAGCCUGUGCAUUGGCCAAAUUUGCCCUCAGCUCCAACUCUCAGGAGGAGGUGAGGGAGAAUAUAUCCCAGGGCAUGGCCAUCCUGGGCCCCACCUUCACCCUGGAUGCUGUGGUUGAGUGUCUGGUCAUUGGGAUCGGCACCAUGUCAGGUGUCCCUCAAUUAGAGAUCAUGUGUUGUUUUGGCUGUAUGUCGGUCCUGGCCAACUACUUUGUCUUCAUGACCCUGCUCCCCGCAUGUGUCUCACUGGUCCUGGAGCUGUCCAGGGAAAGUCGCGAGGGUCGCCCAAUCUGGCAGCUGAGCCACUUUGCACAUGUGCUGGCUGAAGAGGAGGACAACAAGCCGAAUCCUGUGACUCAGAGGGUUAAAAUCAUCAUGUCUCUUGGUCUUGUACUGGUUCAUGCACAUAAUCGACUAGCGAAUGAGAAUCCAGGACACAAUCGAACAGUGGACGGGCCCGUAGCUAAGAGACUGGAGUCCGAUGAUACCACAUGGCCUCUGAAGCUCACCAGUAUGGACAUGGAGCAGGUGAUAACCCUCGGUCUUGCUCUGCUCCUGGCUGUGAAGUACGUCUUCUUUGAGCAAACAGAGACAGAGUCGUCGCUGUCCCUAAAAAGUCCCAUUAUCAGCUCUGCUCCCAGCCAGAAGCCCUGGGUGGCAGGGAACUGCUGCAGGAGGGACUUCCCGGCCCAGAAACAACACAAGACGAUGAAUGGUUUCCUGGCAACACACAUAUCCCCCCCAGCUGUUUCAGAAAGUCAACUUUCCCCUGAGGCUGACACGCCGAUCACAGGAAAGGAAGAAGUAACUCCGGCUCCAGCAGUUUCAGAGGAAAACAGCCCUUGUAUUUCAAGUUUUGGAGAUUUUCCUGUUCCCCGUUCUCUGGAGGAAUGUGUGACCAUCCUCUCCGAUCCGCAGAGAGGUGCCCGUUUCCUCAGCGAUGCAGAGGUGAUAAACCUGGUUACCCAACGUCACAUUCUUAACUAUAAAUUGGAGAUGCUCCUGGAUACUCCAGAGAGGGGCGUGUCAGUCAGGAGGGAAAUGCUAUCGACCAAACUUCCUGUUCACUCGGCCUUGGCUUGUCUGCCUUACAAGGACUACGACUAUUCUAAGGUGAUGGGUACUUGUUGUGAGAAUGUCAUCGGGUACAUGCCGGUGCCAGUGGGAGUGGCUGGUCCUCUUCUGUUGGACGAGAAGCAGUUUCACGUUCCCAUGGCGACCACAGAGGGCUGCCUGGUGGCCAGCACGAACCGAGGAUGCAGGGCACUUUCUCUGAGUGGGGGUUGCCGCAGCCGGAUCCUGGCUGAUGGUAUGACCCGGGGUCCCGUGGUGAGGAUGCCCUCAGCGUGUCGUGCUGCAGAGGUCAAAGUCUGGCUCGAGACCUCGGAUGGUUUCAGCCUGAUAAAAGAGGUCUUCGACCAGACCAGCAGGUUUGCUCGUCUGGAGAAGCUGUUUGGGAAUUUGGCUGGGAGGAACCUGUACAUACGCUUCCAGUCUCAGACAGGAGAUGCCAUGGGCAUGAACAUGUUAUCAAAGGGGACUGAACAGGCUCUGCUCAGACUGCAGCAGCAGUUUCCUGACAUGGAGGUGAUGUCAGUCAGUGGUAAUUACUGCACUGACAAAAAAUCUGCUGCCAUAAACUGGAUUCUGGGCCGGGGCAAGUCCGCUGUCUGCGAGGCCACCAUCCCUGCCAAGGUGGUCACGGAGGUGCUAAAGAGCAGUACAGCUGCUCUGUUGGAGCUCAACAUCUCCAAAAACCUGGUGGGCUCGGCCAUGGCGGGCAGUAUAGGAGGCUUUAAUGCUCACGCUGCCAACAUUGUAGCUGCCAUAUACAUCGCCUGUGGACAGGAUCCUGCUCAGACAGUAGGAAGCUCCAACUGCAUCACUCUGAUGGAGCCUGCUGGUGCAAAUGGAGAAGACCUGUACAUCAGCUGCACUAUGCCCUCCAUAGAGCUGGGUACUGUGGGAGGAGGCACCAACCUGCUGCCACAGCAGGCCUGUCUACUGAUGCUCGGUGUCCAAGGCACCAGUCCCAUCCAGCCUGGCGAGAACGCCCGGCAGCUGGCCCGCAUAGUGUGUGCCACCGUCCUGGCAGGGGAGCUGUCUCUGAUGGCCGCUCUAGCUGCUGGACACCUCGUCAAAAGCCACAUGACCCACAACAGAUCCAAAACCAUUAUAUCCGAAACCCCUUCGCAAAACUCUGGAGACGGCAAGUGUUGACGUGAUGGCCAUCUUCAAAGAGUGAAAGUACGCCCCCUGGAAUCCGGCACAAGAGGCUCUCCUAAUGAUGUGUUUCUGAGGGGAGAGCUGCGGGUGGUGGAAGACAAGCAACUAAAUCCACGCUGAAGACAGUGGUGUGCUCAGUUUGUGGCUGACUGCAAAAAGACUUUCUGGGUUGAACUGUUGCGUUGCUUAUUUGUUCCAUUUGCCUGCACCUUUGCGUUGCGGUAGUGUUUGAUAAAGGCUUCGCUGAUCUGGGAGUUGUGAUACGAUUUGGACGUGCGCGUGCACUACGCUGCUCAAAGACUUUAACAAGUACCCAGUGUGCCUCUAAAGAGUCGUAAAGCCACAAGCUUCUCCCAUCACACGCGGAAAGACACAGCUUCUACAUUAAUGUAUGAGCUGAGAUCUUCACACAAAAAAAAUCUUUGCACUGGCCAAUAGCUGUGUGUAAACAGAGCUGCAAGUAGUUUCAAACACCAACCUUCUGCCUGAAUGUAUGUGGUUUAUAUCGGCGUUGCUGCGUAUCACUUGCUCAAUCUUUCAUGAGCUGAGGUGCAACUGUAUACUGUGUAUAUUGCAGAAUGACUGGCGGCUGAACCUCUGGGUUUUUGUCACUCGUGGUUUGUUCAGACGCUGAUCUGCCACUCAGACGUUAGAGGCAGGUGUUAUUUUUAAGGCUAAUAGGAAAAACUAAGCCAUAUUAAUUAAUUUAUUUUUAAGGUACACUUUUAUUUUACAUUUGUGCAACUAUAUAUUUUUUUGUUUUUUUGUUUGCAUGGUUCAAAAAGCAAAAGGAUGAGUUUAAAGGAGACACGAUGCUUUUUCAGUUUUUCUAUUUCCUCUUGUGUGUGAUGGAUCUUUUGUAAAAGAGCUCCUCCCCGUGACAGAAAACACCGGAGCUCCUGAAACACCUCGGCAGCCGCAUGGCCGAUACGUUUCCACAUCGUCGUCAGGAUGUUGUAAAAGGAGCUACAGUAUGAGACUGCUGUUUCCACAACAUUAGAGCAUGGAAACCUUUAAUAACAAACUAUGAGCCUGGAUAGAAGCUGAAGGUCUCCUUUAAAAGCACGACUCACUACAGGUCCCACAGGUUCUGGUAUUUUCAGAAAGCAGCAAAGCUCAGAAGUGGCCUUACAUACAGUGUCUGAGAUGUUGAGCCUUAGCAUGUUCAAAUUAGAAUAUUCAAUUAUAAAUGAUUCCUGUCAAGAUUGUGCAAUGUUUUAUUUAAAAGAUAAAAACACUUUGUUCCCUCUGA
This is a messenger RNA of Pleuronectes platessa (European plaice), 4193 nucleotides long. RefSeq names its product 3-hydroxy-3-methylglutaryl-coenzyme A reductase. The transcript has 20 exons. The record is from RefSeq and is a predicted model, not a curated record. Gene Ontology annotation, molecular function: protein binding; hydroxymethylglutaryl-CoA reductase (NADPH) activity; NADP binding. The coding region runs from base 245 to 2935 and encodes 896 amino acids. NCBI's taxonomy places the organism in Eukaryota, Metazoa, Chordata, Actinopteri, Pleuronectiformes, Pleuronectidae. Gene Ontology annotation, biological process: isoprenoid biosynthetic process; sterol biosynthetic process; coenzyme A metabolic process. Gene Ontology annotation, cellular component: endoplasmic reticulum membrane; peroxisomal membrane.